AUGAUACCAGUCCUUGGCCGUUCACCAGGGUCACUGGACGUAACUUCACCAGAUCCUUGGACACAGAACACUGUGGAUGAAGUGCUUGACUCAGAUACACCAUUUUGGUCCGGUUGCCCAAUAAUGGGUGAACGCGCAAGAUUCCAGCUACCUUCAUUUCGAUUAACCAUAAUUUUUAUGCUGUGGGUGGCAGCCAGGGAAUCCAGCAGUGUUCUGUCGAGAAACGUGCUAACGGGAAACUUUUACAAGAAGCUGAACAUGUGCUUCCGGAUUACCCCAGUUAGCACCGGUGCAGAAAUUUCUGCAGAAUAUCUGCACCCGGCUGCGGACAUUUCCGCACUGUUUCCGCAGAUUUCUGCACCCGGGUGCGGAACCAGUGCGGAAAUGAAACAAGUUUCUGCACCUAGUCCGCACCCGAUUGCGGAAAUUUCCGCACAAUAUCUGCGACCUUCUGCAUCGGGUGCGGAUAUUUCUGCACAGUAUCCGCACAUUUCUGCAGCCGGGUGCAGAUUCUGUGCGGAAAUGAAACAAAUUUUCCCACCCAGUCAUUACCCGGAUGCGGAAAUAGUGCAGAAGUUUCCGCACCCAGGUGCGGAAAAUCCGUACUCAGUCCCGGAAUUUCUGCCCCCAGUCCGCACUUAG
Opisthorchis viverrini is the source of this 642-nucleotide messenger RNA. RefSeq lists its product as hypothetical. The record is from RefSeq and is a predicted model, not a curated record. The transcript has 3 exons. The coding region runs from base 1 to 642 and encodes 213 amino acids. NCBI's taxonomy places the organism in Eukaryota, Metazoa, Platyhelminthes, Trematoda, Opisthorchiida, Opisthorchiidae.